CUGGCGUCACUUCCGCGAUCUUUGCUGAGUUUCCCAACUCCGGUGUUUAUACCUCCAUUACCAUGACAGCUUCGAUCUGACUAAGGACUCGAAACCAAAGUAGCCCGCACUGGAUGAAGUAGAAACCCAGAGCGGCCCCACGUCUUUAUGAAGAUGUGAAUCAUUACCUGGCAGGACCGUAAACCCCCCCCCAUCACCAUGUCCGGCGGGAGCCUGUUCAGCAGGCUGCGCUCGGCGGUCCGGAGGCAGCGCAGCGGCUGGGACCUGAGCGACGCGGCGCCCCUGGACCUGUCCGGGGACCUGGAGGAGGACGACGCCCCCCCCAGGUUCAGCCAGCUCAAGGUCGUGGUCUCCGGGGAGAUGGCGGACUACUCCGCCGGAGCUCCGGCCAACGGGGUGAACACGCUGGUGGUGACCGACGACGACGACUCGCUGCUGGACUCGUCCAGCCCGGGCAGCCCCGGCCCGGCCGCGGAGCCCUGCCCCUCCUGCGCCCUGCAGAGGGAGAGGACCCGGCACAAGAGGGUCAUGAAGAGGCUGGUCUUCGCAGCCGUGCUGUAUUUUCUGUUUAUGACUGGUGAAAUUAUAGGUGGUUAUGUGUCAAACAGUUUGGCCAUCAUGACUGAUGCUGUGCACAUGUUAGCAGACGUGGUGGGUAUCUUGUUUUCUCUGCUAGCUCUCUGGCUCUCCACUAAACCGCCCACGAAGAGAUACACGUUCGGGUUGCAUCGCCUCGAAGUGGUAUCGGCAGUCCUCAGUGUGGUGCUCAUUUACAUCCUGACGGGUGUACUGCUGUACGAGGCGGUUCAGAGGACCGUAAGCCAGGACUUCAACAUAGAUGGAGAUGUCAUGCUCAUCACUGCAGCUGUGGGGGUGGCUGUUAAUCUCAUUAUGGGGUUUUUGUUGAACCAAGGUGGCCACCUCCACUCGCAUGGCCCCGGGCACGGUCACUCUCACAGUCCUGCGCCUGCGCCCGCGUCAGGCUCGUCUGGGUCGGCUCAGCCUCACGGCAGUCUUGCUGUCAGAGCUGCAUUCAUCCACGCUCUAGGAGACCUCAUCCAGAGUGUCGGGGUGCUCAUAGCAGCUUAUAUUGUCCGGUUCAAGCCGGAGUGUAAGCUGGCCGACCCCAUCUGUACCUACAUCUUCUCAGUUCUGGUUCUCUUCACCACAUUCCGCAUCAUACGAGACACAAUAGUCAUUGUGCUGGAGGGUGUUCCCAGACACUUGGACUCUCAGCGUAUCAAAGAGGAUCUCCUGAAGCUGGAUGAUGUCCAAUCAGUCGAUGAGCUAAAUGUCUGGGCGCUGACAGCUGACAAGACUGCUGCACUAGUGCAUCUCCAGCUCACGCCCUCUAGUGCCAACAACUGGGAGGACGUCCAGACGAAGGCCCGCCACCUGCUGCUUCACACCUACGGUCUGACGAGGUGCACAGUACAGGUUCAGACACAUCGGCAGAGGGUGGUGCGCAGCUGUGCACACUGCCAGCAGGCUAGUGCCUGAAAAGAGACUUGUGCUUAUGCUGCCUUCAGCGAUUUAUUCCUUGGAGGCCAAAAAAAAAACAACAAACAAACCGCAGAGUACAGUUGAUAUCAGAGGGCGGCAUGUCACAACGCUGCUGCAGCUCGGUGCCAAAGCAGCAGCCGCAGUGAACGGAUGUAUGGCGGGAGAAAGACUGGUGCCAAAACAGUCGGUGGAAAAACAGCACAACACAUGCACAUUUCUAAUUAAAAGAGGACUUCAGCCUCCUUGUGCCCUCAUGCUUAUAAAGCUUCUUGGAGUGUUAGUUGAAUGCUUGUUCUGAAGAGAAUGGAAAACUUGCCCUUAAUUCACCAUUAAAGCCUAUCGCAGGAGGUAACCUUUUUUUUUUGUUUUGUAUUUAACAGUUCUAUGUUUCACAUCUGAUGUCUUGCCAUCAGUUAAAGAUAAAGGUGGUUAAAACUGGAUGCCAAGUUUUUUUGUGACUUUACAAAGGAUGUCAGGAAAUGGAAAAAAAAAAAUUGAUGUGAUUUGAUGAUUGAUCAUAGCGAAUAUAAGCUGGAUUUCUGAUGAGUGGUACAAGAAAGCCGUAAACAUUUCAUCUCAUGAAAUGCACUUAAUACAUACCGUAAUUGUCAACCAAAGUCUGCUACUGGGGAAGUGGAAAGGGAACUUGUGACAUUAUCAAAAUAGUGUGAGGUGGCUGCACUCACCAACAUAAAUUUGUGCUUCUUUGGACACAGAUUUUAUUUCAACAUUUCUUUAAACUGAUUGCAGCUAGCAGGCAACUGACAAUCACAGUGUUAUUGAUUUGAGAGGAUAAUUCUAAUGUUUCAUCAUUACCUGGCAGUAUCAAGAUGCAGACAGGUUUGGCAAAUUUGAUGCAGAGUUUUGGUGUUGAAAUUUGCCAUUUAUUGUUUUAUAGUGUUGUUUCCAGUGUUGGGAGAAGUGAGGGGAUUUAUGGGUAAAAUCUCCCCAUAUCUUGGAAAUGUUUGUAAUAAAAUAUUUGAAUUUUUUUUGCCUUACAAUCUUGUUUCUCUGGAUAAAGUAAGGUCGGAGACUGAAAUGGUUAAUGUUCCACUUAAAUUUGGAUAAUUAUUUUUGUUUAAGUCAAAGUUACAAAUGGCUGACACAUCUCCUUUCACUUGUUUUUUUUAAUUCAUUUUUUUACAAGUUGUGAAAUUUCCUUAAUUUCCAUUUAACUUAUAGUCACUACUAUUCCAUGUUAAAAAAUACAUUCAAUAAAUGUUAGAAAAGUAAAUGGAUAUGGCAGACAGGUGAACGCAUGUGGCCUUUUCAGUGUGUGUAAUAUAAAUUAUCGUCGCUAGAUGGUGCACUUUUGUAAAGAACGGGAAAAAGCACAUUUCUGUUUUGAGAGCUUCUUUGUUUGAAAACAGCCUUAAAAUCUUUAACUGGACGAUAGGUUUUAUGGUGAAUAAAAAUCCUUCCGUAUGUUGAAA
Cololabis saira (Pacific saury) is the source of this 2936-nucleotide messenger RNA. RefSeq names its product solute carrier family 30 member 4 (gene slc30a4). Lineage: Eukaryota; Metazoa; Chordata; Actinopteri; Beloniformes; Belonidae. The coding region runs from base 199 to 1500 and encodes 433 amino acids. The record is from RefSeq and is a predicted model, not a curated record. Gene Ontology annotation, cellular component: plasma membrane. Gene Ontology annotation, molecular function: zinc ion transmembrane transporter activity. The transcript has 8 exons. Gene Ontology annotation, biological process: zinc ion transmembrane transport; response to zinc ion.